Messenger RNA from Telopea speciosissima, 2674 nucleotides. RefSeq names its product RINT1-like protein MAG2L. Lineage: Eukaryota; Viridiplantae; Streptophyta; Magnoliopsida; Proteales; Proteaceae. The record is from RefSeq and is a predicted model, not a curated record. Gene Ontology annotation, biological process: regulation of ER to Golgi vesicle-mediated transport; endoplasmic reticulum to Golgi vesicle-mediated transport; retrograde vesicle-mediated transport, Golgi to endoplasmic reticulum. Gene Ontology annotation, cellular component: Dsl1/NZR complex. The transcript is spliced from 4 exons. The coding region runs from base 72 to 2531 and encodes 819 amino acids.
GAUUUGUUGUUCUAACUUCAAAUCUCAAACUGUCAGAACUUCAAAAUCACAACUUCCAAUUUUUUUCUGUAAUGGAGCCUAGGCUUGUUUUGUCCAGUAUUCAUGAACUCCCUCCACAUCUACUUCGGUAUCUCGAUGAAAACUUUAAGACCCAAGAAGAUCUUAAGAGGGCUCCUACUCUGGCAAUGGAAUUGAAGAAAAGCUGCAUAAAUUUGGACAGGAAUCUCACGAACCUGCAGAAGAAUCUCUCUUCGAUUGCUGCUUCAUGGAUUUCUCGUCCAAAUAGCGCCACAAUUGCCCUUCACCAGCUCAAUAUCAAGCUUCAAAACUUUCGCCUCCAAACAUCUCAAGAUGGAGCGGGGAUGGUGGGUUUAGAGAAAAUACGGAAAAUAUUAUGCGAGGAGUUGCCAUUGCUUGCAAAGGAAGUGCGUCGAAUUGAGACAGUUCGCUUUUAUGCUGAGACCACCCUACAGUUAGAAGCUCUGGUCGGAGAUCUUGAAGAUGCAGUUUUCUCUAUCAUGAAUAGAAACACAUGGGACAUCUUUCAGGCAAAUCUAUCACAUGCAUCAAGUCCAACUGCUUUUGGACAAAAGAAAGAAAAACUACUUCUCGCUGUAAAAGCCAUGAAUAAUAUUGAGGAUAUAUUGGUAAGUAUUUCUAGACGUCAGCCUCAAUGGGGUCGUCUUCUGAAUUCUGUUGAUGGUAGAGUAGAUAAAGCUCUUGCUGUUCUCAGGCCUCAAGCUCUCACAGAUCACAAAAUUCUCCUUUCUUCUAUUGGUUGGCCACCACCCCUUCUGACUUCCGAACAAGGAAGUGAAAAUAGUUCAGGCCUCCCAAACCCACUGGUUCUGAUGCAAGGAGACAAAAAGGACAGAUAUUGUGAAAGUUUUCUAGCUGUUUGUGCUUUGCAGCAUAUACAUACCAAGAGAGAAAAACGAAAAAUGAAUAUUGUAGAGCAAAAGGUGGAUAAUAGUUUAGAUCUUUGGACUAUAGAAGCUUUGGUUUCACCUAUUGCCUCCAGGGCUGAACACCAUUUUUCAAAAUGGUUGGAACAACCCAAGUUUAUGUUUGCUCUCGUGUAUAGACAUACGCGGGAUUUUGUUCAAGGAGUGGAAGAUGUUUUGCAGCCUUUGAUUGACAAAGCAAGGUUGGUGGGCUAUAGCGCCAAGGAAGCUUGGGUGUCAGCAAUGGUUAAGAUGCUUGCAGGGUACCUUUCAACGAGAAAAUUUUCUGUCCUUGCUGAAAGAUACAAAGAUAAAGAUAACAAGCGGGAGGUGACUUCUUCAUGGCUUCAUCUUGUGGACCUUCUCAUUGCUUUUGAUAAAAGGAUGCUAUCACUUGCAAGUUUGGGAACUCCACACUUUCAAGAGAACUUGAGAGUAUCAAUGUUGUCGAUAUUUUGUGAUCGACCUGACUGGCUCAGAAUUUGGGCCAAGAUAGAACUCAAAGAUGCCUGGAAAAAACUGAAGGUGGAUUUGAAAGAUGAGAGAGCUUGGAUGAUUGAUUCAAAAGCAAAGUACGAGUUUCAUACUACCCAAGAACCUGAACCAUUUAUGCUCUCUACCAGGCAAGACCAUAAAGCCCCAUUAAUUGCAGAAGCAGCUGUUAAAAUAACGUGGGCAAUGAUCGAACGUUCCCAAUCUCUACCAAACAUCCUGAUCCGAAUACAAUUUAUUAGAUUAUCAGCAGACAGUUUUUUGUGGCAGUUCCUUAAUUUGUUGUUUCAGCACUGCAAGGGGGCACAAUUAAGAUCCGGAUAUAUAGAAAAUGAAACAUUAGUGAGUGUAUCUGCAUCUAUUAAUGCUGCUAGGUAUUGUGAAUCUGUUCUGCGGGAAUGGAGUGCAGAUGUGGACUUCUUGGAGAUGAGUAUUGCUGAGGGUGAUUCACAUAUCCAGGCAGAUGGUCUAGAUGAUCAAAGUUGCUUCUUUGUAGAACAAAUAAAAAGCUUUAUUGAGCUGGAGACUGACUGGCUAAUGGAAAUAAUCGCGUAUCUUCUCCAACAAUUCAACACUCUUGCCUGGGAAUAUGUCCAAAACAAGCAAAAGUGGGGGCAAGAGCAAGAGUUCAUUGGCACAAAAAACGUAAUGGGGACUGGGGUAUUGACUGUAUCUGUUGAUUUUGCUGAAGCACUGGAUUCUCUGAGAAGUCAGCUUGGUAUUUUGAGGGAGGUUCUUAACUCAAAGGACUUCUUGGAUCUAUGGAGAAGUGUUACAGAUGGAAUUGACCAUUUUAUAUUCCACAGCAUCAUCAUGAGUAAUGCAAGAUUCACUGUUCAAGGAGCUGGUCAGUUCGCAACUGAUAUGCAGGCAUUGUUCCUUGUUUUCAGGCCUUUCUGUGUCCGGCCUGAAGCGUUUUUACCCUGUAUCAGGGAUUCUAUGAAGCUGUUAGAGAUGGAUGAACAACAAGUGAAUCAGUUGAGAGUUUUAUUGAAUGAUGCAGAAGGAAAUGAAUCCAUGCGUUUCCAUGGAAUUGCACACAUAUCUUGCAGUCUAGCUGAGAAGAUUUUGAGGAGUAGGAAUUUUGCAGGGUGAUCGGUUUUAAUAGUUUAAAUUAUUGUAGCUGCGCUUCAUUGUACAUAUUUAGACCUUAAAUUAAGGAUCAAAACUUGGUACAGGAGAUGGAAUUGGGCUGGCAUGGAUCAUGAUCUUGAGGGGCAGAUCCAACCUUAUCCUGC